Messenger RNA from Salvelinus namaycush (lake trout), 1032 nucleotides. Its product is annotated as uracil phosphoribosyltransferase homolog. Lineage: Eukaryota; Metazoa; Chordata; Actinopteri; Salmoniformes; Salmonidae. The record is from RefSeq and is a predicted model, not a curated record. The transcript is spliced from 7 exons. Bases 117 to 935 code for a protein of 272 amino acids.
AUUUCCUGAAACCAGGCGGGUGUGUUGACGUCACCAACGUUGUGACACGUACGGCUCGUUGUCAGCAAAUAGCUAACUUUAUUCGGUUUUUAACAAUAUACAGUGAGUACAGCAACAUGCCCUGCCACAACCAGUCGUUAAAUAACGUUACUACCGGCCAAGAACAUAACUUAACCAAGCAUGUUCGGUUCGCCGCGAGCAGUAACAAAAGCAGCAGCGUUCCGGUGGCGCCAAUCUCUGAAGCGGUGGAUGACGUCAAUAAACAGCGUUUGAACGGGAACUGUCCGAAUGGUGGUGGGCUCGGCCCAGAUGUUUUAAACCUUGGACCUCAACUCAAACUGCUUCCUCUUAACAGUCAGAUACUAGAAUUACAGACCAUCAUCAGAGACAAGACAACCAGCAGAGGGGAUUUUGUGUUCUGUGCAGACCGACUGAUCAGACUGGUGGUGGAGGAAGGACUGAACCAGCUGCCCUACUCCGAGUGCACUGUGACCACUCCUACAGGACACAUGUAUGAAGGUGUAAAGUUUGAGAGAGGUAACUGUGGAGUCAGCAUCAUGAGAAGUGGUGAGGCCAUGGAGCAGGGUCUGAGGGACUGUUGUAGGUCCAUCCGCAUCGGGAAGAUCCUGAUCCAGAGUGAUGAAGAGACCCAGGAGGCUAAGGUCUACUAUGCUAAGUUCCCCCCAGACAUAAACAGGAGGAAGGUGCUGCUCAUGUACCCAAUACUGAGUACAGGUAACACUGUGAUCGAGGCGGUGCAGGUGUUGAUUGAGCAUGGACUCCAACCCAAACACAUUAUCCUCCUCUCUCUCUUCUCCACCCCACACGGAGCCAAGGCCAUCCUCCAAGAGUUCCCAGAGAUCACCCUGCUCACCACAGAGCUGCACCCGGUCGCCCCCACACACUUUGGACAGAAGUACUUUGGGACAGAAUGACAAACACACACACCAGACCGAACCACACCAGACCAGACCACAACACACCAGACAUCCCUAAGAUCAGUGUGAAUAAAAUAAAAAAAUCAAUGCUGAA